GAACUAACAAAAUACUAUGGACGGAAGUGUGCCUUGAAAGGAAUCACGUUCGGUGUUCAACGUAAUGACUGCUUCGGAUUAGUUGGAGCUAGCGGAGCUGGCAAGACAACAGCAUUCAGUAUAAUAGUGGGCCUGACAUAUAAAAACAGUGGCAAAGUGUUGCUCAACGGUCGCGUUGUGAGAGGUAUUCCUGGAAUUGGUUUCUGUCCUCAGUUCGAUUCGCUGGCUGAUAACCUUUCUGCCUAUCAGAACAUGGUGAUCAUAGCCGGUAUGAGAGGAUAUCGACAUCCUGGGCGAAUAGUAAAGGAAAUUCUUCGGCAGCUGCAGUUGACCAAUCAUUGUCAAAAAAGCUUUGGUCGACUGAGUGGUGGACAGAAGCGUCGAAUAAGCACUGGUGUGGCCAUAUUGAAUUCCUCGAAUCUUCUAGUACUCGAUGAACCUACAGCCGGUAUUGAUCCAAAGGUAAGCUUUGGCGCAGAU
Molecule: messenger RNA, 480 nt
Organism: Ostertagia ostertagi
Lineage: Eukaryota; Metazoa; Nematoda; Chromadorea; Rhabditida; Trichostrongylidae
Source: the annotation of a GenBank genome assembly